CUGCGUCCGACUUCGCUGAUCUACAAUGUUGUACACACUCCUUUGUGCGUUAUGUGUGUGCAUGUACACGGUGCACGCACACCAACACAAACAUGAGACAGCAGAAAUGAAGCCGACAGGGCCACUAACUCACAGCGUGUCGGGAACCUUCCGCGGCUCCUGGAUGGAGACACGACGCGGGAGACGCUUCCAGGCCUACCGCGGCAUACGGUAUGCAGAACCGCCCGUCGGAGCAUUGAGGUUCCAGCCAGCGAAGUUGAAGCUGCAGUACGAAGGUGUGGUGGACGCCAGCGAGGAGGGCCCGGCCUGCCCACUGCCUGCACCACCCACCUACUACGUCGACGAGGACUGCCUGACUGUCAACGUCUACACUCCGAUACACAACAGCACUGGUCCCCUCCCAGUGAUCUUUUUCAUACACCCCGGCGGGUUCUACGCAAUGACCGGCCGCAGCGACUUGGCCGGCCCCCACUACCUGCUAGAUAGGGAUGUCGUCCUCGUCACCAUCAACUACAGGCUUGGCUCCUUAGGUUUCAUGAGUACCGGUGACGCGUACGCUCCAGGUAACAACGGCAUGAAGGACCAGGUGGCCGCCCUCAAGUGGGUUCAGAGGAACAUCGCAGCUUUUGGUGGCGAUCCAAACCUCGUCACCAUCACUGGCUGCAGUGCGGGCUCUAUCAGUGUCAUCCUGCAUAUGAUCUCACCCAUGGCUAAAGGUCUCUUCCACCGCGGCAUAGCAAUGAGUGCGUCUCCAUUGGGCAAGGGAUUGGAAGCUAUAACUCAUCAGCGACACCUCGCAGUACGACAGGCACAGAUCCUCAACUGCCCGACUGAUAAUUCGUCCGCAAUCGUCGACUGUCUCAUGACCAAACCUUGGAAAGAUCUCGGAGAUUCGUUGCCUAAAUUCUGGGAGUUUGGUCCUGGAGACCCAGUCGGUCUGUGGGGUCCAGUCGUUGAGCCAGAUUUUGGGCAGGAGCGGUACCUCACUAUUAACCCAUUGGAUGCAAUCAAAGAAGGCAAAAUGCACACAGUACCGCUCAUCGUGAGUCAGACUACGGACGAGUUUUUCUGGAAGGCAUUCCCUGUCUUACAAAAUGAAACUCUCUUGAAGACAAUGAAUGAAGAGUGGGAGAGGAUCGCUCCGAUCUCGUUCUUACUGCCGCAGGAGAACCGUGCCUUGGUUGUACAGAAACUUAAAGAGGUGUACCUUAAAGGGAAGAAGUUGGCUAAUGACAAACAAAGCGAAAAGGCUCUCGGACAACUUUAUGGAGACUCCAUCAUAGGCUUUGGAGUGCACAGGCUAGCCAACCUAAUGUGUCGUCACUCGAAGCAUCCAGUGUGGUACUCGGAGUUCGCGUACAUUGGAAACAAUUCCCACUAUGAGGACUCACACGGAAAACCACAAGGUGCGGCCCACCACGACGACCUGCUGUACCUGUUCACACUAAGCUACCAGUUCCCCGUGAUCUCGCUGGACAGCAAGCACUCACACGUCGUCGACGAGAUGACCGCGCUCUGGUACAACUUCGCCAGAUACGGAGACCCGAACCCGCGCGGAGAUACACCGGAGUUGGGCAAGCUGUCGUGGCCCGCCAUGACAGCGGCGGACAGGAGGUACCUGCACCGCGGGCAACGGCUGGAGGUGCGACAGAACAUGUUCGAAGACCGAUUCAAGAUCUGGGACGACUUGUACCCCAUACAGUACUGAGCAUGCCAACA
This is a messenger RNA of Spodoptera exigua (beet armyworm), 1719 nucleotides long. The record is from the annotation of a GenBank genome assembly. NCBI's taxonomy places the organism in Eukaryota, Metazoa, Arthropoda, Insecta, Lepidoptera, Noctuidae.